AUGGCCGAGGGCGGCGGGGGCGCGCGGAGGAGGGCGCCGGCGCUGCUCGAGGCGGCCCGCGCGCGCUACGAGAGCCUGCACAUCUCGGACGACGUGUUCGGCGAGUCGGGCCCGGACAGCAGCGGGAACCCCUUCUACAGCACGUCGGCCGCCUCGCGCUCCUCCUCGGCCGGAUCCUCGGACGACGAAGCCGAGCGCCCCGGCCCCGCGCGGGGCCCCGGCGCCCCCGCCGUCGCCGCGCAGGAGUCGGAGGAGGACGAGGCUGGCGCGGGCUGGAGCGCCACGCUGCGGGACCGCCCGGCCCCGCGCUUCGAGGGCACCGGCGGUCCCAUCCGGAAGAUGCCGCCCAGCGCCAGUGCCGUGGACUUCUUCCAGCUUUUCGUCCCUGACAACGUCCUCAAGAACAUGGUGGUGCAGACCAACCUGUACGCCAAGAAGUUCCAGGAGCGGUUCGGGAGCGACGGGGCCUGGGUGGACGUGACGCUGCCGGAGAUGAAGGCGUUCCUGGGCUACGUGAUCUCCACCAGCACCUCCCACUGCGAGUCCGUCCUCAGCAUCUGGAGCGGCGGCUUCUACAGCAACCGCAGCCUUGCCUUGGUCAUGAGCCAGGCCCGCUUCGAGAAGAUCCUCAAGUACUUCCACGUCGUGGCCUUCCGCUCCAGCCAGACCACACACGGCCUCUACAAGGUCCAGCCCUUCCUGGACUCCCUGCAGAAUGGCUUCGACGCCGCCUUCAGGCCUUCUCAAACCCAGGUGCUACACGAACCCCUGAUUGAUGAGGACCCUGUGUUCAUUGCCACGUGCACAGAGCGGGAGCUGCGGAAGAGGAAAAAGCGGAAAUUCAGCCUCUGGGUCCGGCAGUGCUCUUCCACUGGCUUCAUCAUCCAGAUUUACGUCCACCUGAAGGAAGGCGGGGGCCCUGAUGGGCUGGACGCGCUGAAGAACAAGCCACAGCUGCACAGCAUGGUGGCCAGGAGCCUGUGCCGGACCGCGGCCGGGAAGAACUACAUCAUCUUCACGGGGCCCAGCAUCACCAGCCUGACCCUGUUUGAGGAGUUUGAAAAGCAAGGGAUCUACUGCUGCGGGCUGCUCAGCCCCAGGAAGAGUGACUGCACCGGCCUGCCGCCCUCCAUGCUGAACAGCCCGGCCUUGCCGCCCGCCCGGGGCCAGCACAGCAUCCGAACGAAGGGGAGCAUGUCCCUGAUCUGCUGGUACAACAAGGGGCACUUCCGCUUCCUGACCAAUGCCUACUCGCCCGUGCAGCAAGGAGUGAUCAUCAAGAGGAGGAGUGGGGAGAUCCCCUGCCCCCUGGCCGUGGAGGCCUUCGCCGCCCACCUCAGCUACAUCUGCAAGUACGAUGACAAGUACAGCAAGUAUUUCAUUUCUCAUAAACCAAACAAGACCUGGCAACAGGUGUUCUGGUUUGCCAUAAGCAUUGCCAUCAAUAACGCCUACAUCCUGUACAAGAUGUCGGAGGCCUACCACGUGAAGAGGUACAGCCGGGCCCAGUUCGGGGAGAGACUCGUGCGAGAGCUGCUGGGCCUGGAGGACACUUCUCCAAGCCUCUGAUGCCAGGGGCGUGGCCCAGGUUAGAUGCAAACCUACUCUACUCAGGCUUUGGGACGUUCUUCCUUGUCACUCAGUUAAUUACAAGUGUUGCUGGCGGCAUGCUCCCAACUCAAUUUCUGUCCCCGGGGUCAUGACGGUCACCUCGCCUGUGGUUUUAAUCCGCCGCCACGGAUCGUAGGCCAAAUUUUAAAUCGCGUCUCAACACACCUUCGCCGUGUCCUUUAAUUGGAUUGGAAGCACUUUUACCACGUGGAGAAAUCUAUUUUUAAUUUGUGAUGCUUUUCU
Messenger RNA from Lagenorhynchus albirostris (white-beaked dolphin), 1854 nucleotides. It is a transcript of the gene PGBD5, whose product is annotated as piggyBac transposable element derived 5. The coding region runs from base 1 to 1569 and encodes 522 amino acids. The record is from RefSeq and is a predicted model, not a curated record. Lineage: Eukaryota; Metazoa; Chordata; Mammalia; Artiodactyla; Delphinidae. Gene Ontology annotation, cellular component: nucleus. Gene Ontology annotation, molecular function: transposase activity. Gene Ontology annotation, biological process: non-replicative DNA transposition. The transcript is spliced from 8 exons.